CUCCAUCGCCAGCCAAGCAACGAGCAAAAAUGGACGACAUUGUGGUGGUAGCCCCGGGAACACAAUCCUCACGGAAUGUCAGCAAUGAUCCAGAUGUCAUAAAACUGCAGGAAAUUCCAACUUUCCAGCCCCUUUUGAAAGGACUCCUCAGUGGGCAGACCUCUCCGACCAACACCAAACUGGAAAAGCUGGACCCCCAGCAGGUGCUGCAGCUGUGUCUCCGGUACCAAGAUCAUCUUCACCAGUGUGCAGAAGCGGUUGCCUUUGAUCAGAAUGCGCUCGUGAAGCGGAUCAAGGAGAUGGACCUCUCUGUGGAAACUCUUUAUAGCUUCAUGCAGGAACGCCAGAAGAAGUAUGCCAAGUAUGCGGAGCAGAUCCAGAAGGUCAAUGAAAUGUCUGCCAUCCUCCGCCGUAUACAGAUGGGCAUCGACCAGACGAUCCCACUGAUGGAGCGGCUGAACAGCAUGCUGCCAGAGAGCGAGAGGCUGGAGCCCUUCAGCAUGAAACCCGACCGGGAGCUAAAGUCUUAGCUGAUCCGGCAGGCUCCCCCUCCUCACCUUCCACGCUCCAGCGUUCAGCACAGACGCGCUUCCAACGGGCUGGGCUGGCAGAUGUUUGAAGCGGACGGCAGUGCUGCCUGACUCUCUGCCAGGGCAUCGGAGGAAGAGCAGCGUCAGCUGCCAGAACUACGCAGCCAGGAAUCCAGGAGCUCCCUGGUCCCGUCGUCUGGAGAAGAUGAUUUACCAUUCCUUCAGCUCCCUCCUCUUGCCCUCCUGUCUCCUUUACCACUACCACCGCCUGUGCCGAGACAUUUGUUUCAUUGCUGUGACUAGAUUGGGGUUUACAGAGGAGGAGUUUUCUUUCAUCUGAUUUUUAUUUUUUUUUUUACUAGAAAAAUUCAAAGGGAUAUAGGGUGUGACAAGCCCUCUAACAUAUUUUUUGUGCUACUGGGGUUUAGACGAUUAGAGGGCUGGCAGGUAUUUCUGAGAUCCCCUGGCCUUGGAAACAUGUGUGUUUUAUAGGUGAAAGUGCGGGAGCCAGGAACUGGCUUAUUAAAAUCUGCCUAUUAUCAUAAUUAACAUGGUUUGCAUGGCAGGGUUUUGGCAUGUCCUCCUCGAGGCUCCUGUUUUUAUGAGCUCACUAAUUUAUGAGGCUGUAAAGGAAUAACUGUUCCAGAUACGUAUGUCUGUUAAUGUUAAGCAAACCUUAGCGUUCCUCUCCCCCUUGCCCUGGCAAUGUCCCCACACCCCAGCUGGUGGCAUUUCGUGUCUCUCACCUUGCACAGUGAUUCUGACAGGCAUUGGCACUGACCUGCUCACUUUGGGAUGCAGAGUUGGACACGAGGUGUCUUUUUUAUUUUUAUUGGGACACUCCAGUUAUCUUGGUGCUGUCUUUUUCUACCAGAGGGAUGCAGUUGUUUCUUUACCUUCAAGUGUAUGGAGUUGGAGGGGGGAGAUACGAGAAGUCCUUUAGGUCUUCUCCUUGGCUUAGCCGCUGCCAUGCCAAGAGCUUGCCUGAGCGUGGUGUUUUAUGACUGAAACCAAAUGGCCCUUUGGGACCGCACUCAGUGAACUGCUCCAAAGGCGACAGGAUGUUCUUGCCUUCUCCCAAGCUGAGGGCCCUGCUGGAAGGCAGGCAGUAUGUCCACGCCGCCCGGGCGCUGGGCUGGCCCGUAGGAGAUGGGUUGGUUGCCAAGUCUGCCACUGGUCUGCUGGCUGUAGGCGAUUUGCCAGCACCUCUCUGAGCUUUGGUUUCUUUCCAUAUAAAAUGGGGGGAUAUUCUACACACUGCUGUAAAAAUAUUUACAAAUCUAGAAGUAAGGUUUAACAGCCUGCGUCACAAUUGCGUGGCAGCUCGUCUGCAGCAGAAAGGGCGUGAAACCAAAGCGAGGAGUUUGCUGGGUCAAGGGUAGGUUUGUGUGUGUUUAUGUUAGUCCCAGAAUGCUGUUGCUGGCGAGGAGGCUGAAGUGCACCCAUGAACCCCAAGGGUGGUUGUACAUCAGGAGUGCAAUUCCAGUGGUGAGGACAGCUGUCUUUGAGAGAGUCAGUGUGACAACCCAUCUUCCAGUACAGCACAAGGCUAGGUGACUUGCCAAAGGCAACUUGCUUCAAUACCUCUUAGUACUUAAGGGUACUUAAUCAGCAAAAGAUGGUCUCUAAGCAUAUGGGAGUAAGAGCGCGGUAGGUUUUUGACGGUAUUAAUUUCUCCCUGGUGGCAGGAAGCAACAGGCUGUUUCUUGUUGCAUUCCCAAAGGCCAUGUAGCCUAGAGUGAAUUUUGUGACACAGACUGCAGCCAACUUAGAUGUGUAACUGAACCGUAGCGGUGAUUGGACCCCAGGGCCUGCUGAACACUGUCUGGAAACAGAGUCCCAUAGAAAUGAAGCCCCCUGGAAUGAUGCCUGGGAAGAGUGAUUGACUGCUUGAGAGACGGCAAGGAACUCAGCAGAUUUUUCUAGCAAAGGCAGCAGAGUGGGCCUGGUUGUCUACUGCUUCCACCCCAGAGCUGUUACAUAGUUGUGUAUAUAUAUAGGCGUAUGCUGUAUGUUGCACGGGAUGUAACAUCAGGCUUCCAUCCUUGCUCGUGCGUCCUGCAGUAUUUUACUCUUGGUUUGUUAAAAGCUUACGUGAGACUUAACAACCCAUGAAAACCUGCUUGUCAUGGCCAUGCCCAUGAGGGUCCUUAUUGUCCAUCACUGAAUAUGUCUCUGCCUCCUGCCAUCAGACACACGAGAAUAUUCAGCAGCUUUAAAUAGCGGCUGCAGGCGUUUUUGUCCUCCUCGUCCAGAUGAUGCUGUCUGGAAGUUUAGAAUGUGCGACAUUCAGCCGUCUGCCAGACGGGAUCAUGGAUAUCCCACACCCUGGCGUGAUGGAAGCCUAUACUGGUGGGAAGAUCCUGAUAUUGGAUCUUGAGGCAGGGGCUAGGCUGCAGAUGCUCUCUCCUGUAAAGCUUCUAGACAUUUGGCCGUGUGCUAUUAAGUAUCAGAUCAAAGCAUUGCUCCUUGCGGUGCUAACGAGGGCAAGUGAAUAGUAUUCCUAUCUGAACGCUGCAGGAGUGAGGGCUGCAAAUCAGUUCCUUCCUUAUUUGCUAUAAAACACCUAGACAUUGGGCUGAUAAUGGGAGAAAAUGCUUGUUCCUAUGAACACUGGCCUUUAAGCUUGUGGAUGUGCUGCUGGGCCUCCCAGCUAGAGCUUUCUGAGCAGCAAGGGUAAGUUGUGAAAAAUGUUAAUAGCUUAACUAGAAAGAAAUCAGAGCUGAAAUGUGAAGGCCGACCUCUUCCAAAGCACACAGGUCAUCACCUUCAUUCCACAGGUGAUAGUCUGUGUGGGUACUGUAAGAUAGCAUGCACCCUCUAACUGUUCUCAAACGAUGGUUUACAGUUUUAUUUAAAACAUUGUCACUGGCUUCAUUAACUGUAAGUCUUUGGACCUCUCACUGAGGGGAAGACAUUUCCUGCACGUCGUCUUGAGCUGCUGUUCGGUGCUUGGCUGCUCCUCGUUCGCUUUGCUCUGCACACUGCUUUCAGCUUCAUCUCAGAUGCAGGUGAUGCUCAAGGUGAGACUGUUGCUUUACUCCCUUUCCCGCUGUUUAGCAGGAGAUUUGAGAUGUGACUGGAAUUACCUUUCUGCUUAUGAAUUUCCUUUUCCAAGCCAAAUGCUGUUGGAGAAGGCCUCAGGUAUCUCUCACGAAUGUACUAGCCAUUACUUCUACCACAAAGUUAGCGCUAUGAACGGAGAAUAAUCCGGCGUGCUCCACUGAAAACAAACAUUCCUGCCUUUUUCUGCUUUCUGAGGUGGUGUGUGGUCUGGGGUGCAGGCUAAGCUUCUUGAUAGGCAAUCUUCUGAAAAGCUGGAGAACAGGGUGAGUCCCUGGGUCUGCGGUUCUCUGCUGGCCUGAGCUGCUCUGGUUCUUCCCCUGACUCUGCUGUUGUGAUCCCCCGCUUUGUGCUGCCGCUGGUGCUUGUUGCAUCCUACACUGGUCAGUGUGCUACACGCGUAGAAGAGAUUCACUUUGUUGUUUCUAUUGUUCUUGUAAUUUAAUGUGUUGGCAGGGUGCUAAAGUGCCAACCUAUCUGCAGGACAAUUCCUGUGAAGAUCUGGUGAAGGGGACAGAAAAGAGUUGUGGGUUUUUUCAAUAUAUGUAUUUUAAAUUAAAUAUAUUUAUAUAUAUUUAAAUAUUUAAAGUGUAUUUUCCCCUCCUCUAAGCUUUUACACAGAAAGAAUAGAAAUACACAUUUUCACAGGCCCACUCAUUGCAUGAGCCAGCCCCUCUCUCUCCAUCAGACUAUGUGCCAGUGGUUUCCUGAGGUACUAUUGUAACAUCCCUCCUGUUCCCAAGCUGCCAGAGUGUAUUUCGAUUACCAGCCUCGUGGCUGAGCGCUCCUUGGUUUAUGGGUUAUUAUCCUGUUCACAGACUUGCUCUGCUUUUAGCCGCCUACGUGCUACGUGUCCCACAGCUCCAGCAUUAAAAAGU
Aptenodytes forsteri (emperor penguin) is the source of this 4471-nucleotide messenger RNA. It is a transcript of the gene BORCS5, whose product is annotated as BLOC-1 related complex subunit 5. NCBI's taxonomy places the organism in Eukaryota, Metazoa, Chordata, Aves, Sphenisciformes, Spheniscidae. Gene Ontology annotation, biological process: lysosome localization; positive regulation of anterograde synaptic vesicle transport; organelle transport along microtubule. The record is from RefSeq and is a predicted model, not a curated record. The transcript is spliced from 3 exons. Bases 30 to 530 code for a protein of 166 amino acids. Gene Ontology annotation, cellular component: BORC complex; synaptic vesicle membrane; cytoplasmic side of lysosomal membrane.